This is a messenger RNA of Cyprinodon variegatus (sheepshead minnow), 718 nucleotides long. Its product is annotated as histone H1-like. The transcript has a single exon. Gene Ontology annotation, biological process: nucleosome assembly. Gene Ontology annotation, cellular component: nucleosome. NCBI's taxonomy places the organism in Eukaryota, Metazoa, Chordata, Actinopteri, Cyprinodontiformes, Cyprinodontidae. Bases 103 to 702 code for a protein of 199 amino acids. Gene Ontology annotation, molecular function: structural constituent of chromatin; DNA binding. The record is from RefSeq and is a predicted model, not a curated record.
GAGCGGCAUGCCCGGGUUGUUUCUUCCCGGUUCUCAUGUGUGUUAUAAACUCCGCCUCCUGCUCAGAGUUUCAGACGUUCAGAGGAACAUUGAGAGAGAAACAUGGCAGAAGAAGCUCCAGCAGCUGCACCGGCUAAAGCCCCGGCAAAAGCCCCGAGGAAGAAGUCCGCUCCUAAGGCCAAGAAGGAUGGACCCCCCCUGUCCAAGCUGAUCGUGGACGCCGUUGCCGAUUCCAAGGAGCGCAAAGGAGUGUCUCUGUCGGCGGUGAAGAAGGUCCUGGCUGGUAAAGGGGUGGAUGUCGCUAAAGCCAACAAGCGCAUCAACACGGCCGUCAGCAAGUUGGUCACGGCAGGUAAGCUGGCUCAUACCAAAGGGACCGGAGCCUCUGGCUCCUUCAAGCUCGCCAAGAAGGAGUCCAAAGCCGAAAAGCCAGCCAAGAAGGUGGUGAAGAAAAAGGCUCCCGCAAAAGCCAAGAAGCCCGCUGCCAAGAAGGCCACCACCCCUAAAAAACCCGCCGCUAAGAAGGCAGCAGUCAAGAAGUCUCCGAAGAAGGCAGCAGCGGCCAAGAAAACCGUGAAAAAAGUGGUGAAGAAGAGCCCCAAAAAGGCCGCGGCUGCUAAGAAGCCAAAGGCUGCUGCUAAGAAGCCUGCAGCCAAGAAACCUGCAGCCAAAAAACCCAAAGCCAAGAAGGCCACCAAGUAGAUUGUUGCUUCAAGCG